This is a messenger RNA of Adineta steineri, 2526 nucleotides long. The record is from the annotation of a GenBank genome assembly. Lineage: Eukaryota; Metazoa; Rotifera; Eurotatoria; Adinetida; Adinetidae.
AUGGAAGAAAAUUUAUUAAAUGAAAUCGAAAAUUUUACAUCUAUUAAAUAUCUUGAUGAUGUGACUAAUAAUGAUCAUUAUUGUAAUGAUGAUGAACAAGAUAAUUCACUUGUUCAUCAAUUAGCUAUUAAAGAUAAACAAUUAAUAUUAGCAGCUAAAUGUGGCAAAGUUUUAUUAGAACAAAAAGAUGAACUUGAACGACAAAUAGACAUAAUCAAUCGAGAUUAUCAACAACGAAUUGAUGUACUUGAACAAGAACGACAUGAAUUACGUUUACUUGUUGAACAAGUUCAAAGUGAAUGUGAAACAAAAAUAAUCGAAUUAAAUGAAGAUAAAUGUGAAAUGCGCCGUCAAUUAGAUGAUUUACGUCGUGAACAACGAGUACAUGAUGAACAACAAACACAAAUAAUACAAGAAUUAACGGAAAUUAAUUAUAAACUUACACAAGAUUUACAAAUUAGUCGUACAACUGAGUCAAGAUUACAAGAACAAUUGAGAUUAUUACGACAACAUUCUGAUACCGUAUGUCAAACAAAUACAGAACAAAUACAUGAAUUGUCUGCGAUAAAACAGCAGUUUGAAAAUCUUCAUUGUCAACAAAUUCAACUUGAACUUGAUCAUCAUUUAUUACUCGAUGAACGUGAUACAUUAGCGCAUAAACUUGAUGAAUGUCAACGAAAAUAUAUUUCAAUUGAAGAUGAAUAUCGUUCUUUACAAGCAACAAAAUUUCAAAAUGAAAAAGAAUUAAAUGAUGCACAUGACUUAAUCCAUCGUCUAUCACAAUAUGGUCCAGAUAAUCAUGUGCCACCAUCUUUUAUGCAAGAAUUACAUGAAGAUUUCGGUAUAUAUCCUGAUGGGAACACACGUUUUAACUCAACUAUUAUUGAUGAAGAUAAUAAUACAGAAGAUUGUCAGAUGGAAGAAGAUGAUGAUGAUGGUGUUGAAAUAUCACAAACACAUAGUAGUUCAUUCAUCAAUGAAAAAUGUCUUUUAGAUGAACUUCUACAAACCGAAGAGUUUAAACGUGAAAUAGUUCUUGUCUAUAAACAAUUACGUUCUCUUUGUUUGGAAUUAAUUUAUAUUCAUACACAUACAUAUUCAAAUGAUAAUUCAAUAUCAUCAUCAUCAAUAAGUGAUACAGUUGAUAAAGUUUAUGAUCGUCUACAAAAUGGUUGUCUUAUAAGUAUAUUAUUUGAAUUAAAAAAUUUAAUUAAAGAUAUGAUUGAAAAUGAAGAUUUAUCUGUAUAUAAAAAUGAAAAUAAUAUUUUACCAAAUUCUAAUACAAUUUUACCAUCACCAUCAAUAGCAACUAUAAAUAGUUAUACAUCAGCUUAUGAUGAUAUUAAUUUAAUACUAAUACCAUCAUCUCCGCCUAUACUUGAUGUUGGUAUAACAACAGGUUUAUAUGAAUCACCUAAACGUAUACUUGUUGUUUGUUCAAGUCAUUCACGAGGUUUAUAUUUAAGUGAAUUUGCUGAACCAUAUAAUAUAUUACGAAGAAAAUUUCAAGGAAAAGAAGGGAUUGAAUUCGUUCUUGCAUCACCAAAAGGAGGAUCGAUACCGAUUGAUCCAGCAUCACAUCCUCGUACAAAUACACAACGUGAUGAAUGGUCAUCAGCUAUACGUCUUUUAUCUCAAUCAACACAUCCUUUUUUAGAUACUCAACAUGCACAUGAUUAUGAUGCAGUCUUUUUACCAGGUGGACAUGCUCCAAUGUUUGAUUUAGCUGAUCAUUCUCAUUUAAAACAAUUAUUAACUGAUUUUGAUCAACAAAUGAAACCUAUUGCUGCUAUUUGUCAUGGUGUCGUUGGUUUAGUAAAUGUUCGACGAAAUAAUGAUGAACAUUCAUUUAUUCAUGGAAGAAUUCUAACAGGAUUUUCAUUAGAUGAAGAAUUAUUAUCAUCAAGUGGACAAGAUGAAAAUUUUGUCACGAAAAAUCCAUUUAUUUUAGAAACAAAACUUAAAGAUCAAGGAGCAAUAUAUAUCAAAACAAGACCAAAUAAAGAACAUAUUGUACAAGAUGGACUUUUAUUAACAGGACAAAAUCCAGCGAGUGCAAAACAAUUAGCUCAUCGUUUAGGUGAAUUAAUUGAUCAAUGUGCUUCUCAAGAUUAUCAACAAGUCAAUUUAACAUCAUCUUUACCAAAAACUUUGAUAACAUGUCAUGUUGCAUUAACAAAUAAUAAUUCACAAUUAUUAUCUCGUUUAAAACUAGCUCAUUUAGAAUAUAUUCAACGACAUCAACAUUUAAUUAUUUUUAGUGGAUCAACAUUAUUUACAGAGUCAUCUAAUGUAACUCAACAAGAUUCAUCAACAAUGGUUAUUUUAUUAGCAACAAGUGAUCUUCGACAAGCUCAAAAUUUUAUUGAGCAUGAACCUUAUACAGCAUCCAAACAAAUAUUUGAUAUAACUCAUAUAAAACCUUUCAAACAAUUAUUACCAAGUGGAAAUAAUCAAUAUUUAUUGAAUUAUCAUGUACAACAAGAACAAUUGAAAGAACAACAACAACAACUUCCACUUUAUUAA